AUGCAUCCAGGGAAGUCUGUUUUCGCGAUUGGAGACGAUGAUUCGGAACAAGAAGAAGACCUCCUCGCCGCGGGAGCACGCCGCCUGGGAGCGCUCGCCGCUGGGGUGUCUGUACACCUAGAUGCCUCCCCUGAGAUGGCUCAAGAAGCCCUUAAAAGUGGCUCGCCAGCAGCGACUUCCUCCCCUUCCAAAGAGGGGGCACCCCCUUGUGCUGGAUUCCCCAAAGAAAAGGAAAGCAGCAGCAGCAGCAGCAGCUGCAGCAGCAGCAGCAGCAGCAGCAGCAGCAGCACUGCCAACGCAAGCGGCCGUGCGGCUCAUCGGAUUUCUCGAGCAUCCGAAGGUUCCUGGGUUUACAGACCAGAGACAGAUGGUCCUCCCAUUAUCGGAAUAUUUGUAGUUGCAAAGGCCGCCUUGCGGCGUCCAGAAGUUCUUUUCGCGCAUCAGCAGGCGCCAUGCAACUGUUUGCCUCUGCAUUCUCACGAUCUCGCACGAUACACAGAGCGAUCUGUGUGGCGAGGGCACUCCCAGGCGGCCGAACAAGGCAACUUUCCCUGGAAUUUGAACAGCGGCUCGACGCGGCUGCUGCAGUGGAUAGAGCGCUUCGCUCUUCCCGAAGAAUUGCCUUCAGGCUGCGGAUCGCUGCUGCAGGGGGAGUCCGUUGACGGCCUCACAGGCGGCUUCUUAGGAAGUGGGGGGCAAGCUGCGGCAGACAUGCGGCUGUCCUCUCAUCUUUUCUUCACCGUGCCGAUGGAAAAGAGUUCGUGCUCCCUCUUUGGUGUGUCUUGCUAUUCUGCACGGCGCGAACGGCUGUGGGAAGUCUCUGCCCCCGAGUCUUCAGAAGGCCUUUGCGCUGUCUGCGUCGUGGCGCGCAUCCCCUUCUGGGGCUUAUUGCUCUUUCGUCUCCUUCCCGUUAGCGCAGCCUUCUUUGAGUUGAUGGAGACGGCUUCAGGGGGUGGGCGUUCGACCGCUGAGAGCUCCUCGGGAUUGCCUACGCAGGUUCUUCUGCAGUUGUACGAUCAGCUGAACACCGUCAAUUUCCAUCUGCUGCGUUACACGGAGAUCACGUUCAACCUGGAGGGUGGUCUCCCACCGUUUAUAAUGGCCAUGAACCCCCAGCAGCUUCUCGUGCUGGUGAAGGCGCUGCUGCUAGAAAGCAAAAUCCUCUUCUUUUCUCGAGACGCGUCAAAGGCCUCCACUGCCGUCCUCUCCCUGAUCUCGCUUUUGCCAGUCGACGUGGACGCGCUGGAGGUAGCAAUUCAGAACCAUCUCCUGGUGCCGCUGCUGCAAUUGACAGCGUGGGAGGAGCACUUCGCUCAGCGCAUUGCACGGGAAACAGCUUUCCUUGGAAGUCAGUCCCUCGAUGGACAGACCCCAAACAGCAGCAGCCUCUCAAAGCACGCCACAGACCUCCUGCAGCAGACCAUUUCGACUCUUGCCAGCCAUGCUGCAGCUCAUGGGCUCCCCUUUCUCAAAGGCAAAGAUGAAGGUAAGUGUGCACUUAGGCGUGCUGUCGCGAGAGCUCAGAGUCGCCUUGUGAGAAUGCAAGCAUUUCUGCUCCGUUUCUGUCGCGGUGCAGCAGGCGGAUCUCCCUCGAGAGGCGCUGCCUUGACAGACUUCUCCCAGGCUGUCAGCCCCCCUUCAGGAGGAGGAGGGAGAAGCAGCAGAAGUACCAGCGACGCUACAGCCCCCCCGUCGCUCUUUGACCCCAAUUGGGAAGCGCAUGCAGACUUGAUUCGUGCGGCCUUCUCGCAGCACCUGGAGCAGCUAUGCAGAAAAGCUGCCCUUGCCGCGGGUGCUGGGCACUCGCGGCAGCAGCUGCUGCGAGUGCUGCAGCAAGAGCAGCAGCGUGCCGCUACUGCCGCGAACAGCGAAGGACUGAGUGUUUUUGGGGCAGAAUGGUUGACGGCAUGGACAGAGACUUACAAUUUUCAGGCGUGGCUUCAGGAGCACCGCUUGCCGAGUGAGGAAGCGGCUCCAGCCAAACAUGAGACACUGCAGUCCCCGCCUACCAGCGGCUAUGCCCGGUACUUCUACAGCAACGGGGACUGUUAUGAGGGUCAGUUCGCGGCAUCGCUUCGGCACGGAGAUGGGAUUUAUUCCUCCGCUGACGGCAUGCGAUAUGACGGCUCAUGGUUCUGUGAUGAGCGGCACGGGCAUGGGGUGCUGGCGCACGAAGCAGCUGGAUAUUUGUACGUCGGGCAGUGGCAACACAAUAAGAAGAGUGGCGAAGGGCACCUUUAUUCGCAAAAAGAAAGAUAUUGGGGCCAGUUCUACGAUAACAAAUAUCACGGAAAAGGGCGGUAUGUCCAGCGGGACGGACUAGAGUACGAAGGCGAAUUCGCGAAGGGCAGGUUUGAAGGUCUCGGGAAACUAACAAUAAGCCAGAGUGGAUCGGGGAGAAAUUCGCUUCGAAACUAUCGCAAGGGUGUUGUCAUUCGGGGCGGCUUCGAAGGCGGCAAAGUGUCAGGCACUGUUACUGCUGUCUAUGCUGACGGACGGACUUAUACAGGAGGGUUAUCGCCAGAGUCGCUGCUUCCAGACGGAAGCGGGAGCAUGCUUUACGCAGACUGCUGCGCUUACGAUGGCCAGUGGCGGGGAGGACUGCGACAUGGAGCCGGGGUGUUAAGCAUCCCUGUUGGGGUGUUACAGGGAAGCGGCACAAAGGGAGGUCCUGUCGAAGACACGCAGGAGACACACGCGGGAGCGGCUACGCUUGAGGGCGAAGUGGUAAUGAUGGACGGGCAGUGGCUAGAUGACAAGCCUGCACCGGAUGCAGAGUGGAGUGUCACCUUCCCCAACGGUGACAAAUAUUUAGGCAGACUCAAGUUCCCAAAUGCGAAGGUCCCCAUAGGCGAGGACGCCCCCAUGGCAACUGACGUGCGGGAGGAACGCAGAGAAGAGCACCCGCACACAAGUCCAGAAGGACGGCGGAAACAUUGCCAGAAUAUAGUGCCGCACGGCUGGGGUCUUUGCAAACUGAAAGCAUCGGGGGAAGUGUACGAGGGGCAGUGGAUGGACGGCAUGCGACACGGAAAAGGAGAGUCGAUAACACACAGUGGGGCACGCCACUGCGGCCAAUGGCGUUUUGGACAUCCCCACGGCACUGGCCACCAUAUUGAUGCGACAUCAAGUUGUACACCCGAGGGAGCGUUCCGGUAUGAACAGUUCGCGGGUGAGGACAGUCCUGGGAUUGUGUUGGAGGAGGAGCACUGCACUGAGCCGCCCCCGAAUAUUCCAAAAGUCGUAUUCGAAGCGUUUUAUGCGUUUCCACUUAAGAACUGCCCCCUCGUUGAGCCGCCACCCACACCCUUGCGGUCUUCUAGUUCUGUUUCACCCUCCCAUACACCCAGGGACUAG
Cyclospora cayetanensis is the source of this 3357-nucleotide messenger RNA. RefSeq lists its product as uncharacterized. Bases 1 to 3357 code for a protein of 1118 amino acids. The record is from RefSeq and is a predicted model, not a curated record. Lineage: Eukaryota; Apicomplexa; Conoidasida; Eucoccidiorida; Eimeriidae. The transcript is spliced from 15 exons.